Molecule: messenger RNA, 2829 nt
Organism: Megalops cyprinoides (Indo-Pacific tarpon)
Lineage: Eukaryota; Metazoa; Chordata; Actinopteri; Elopiformes; Megalopidae
Gene: hs3st1l2
Product: heparan sulfate (glucosamine) 3-O-sulfotransferase 1-like 2
Exons: 2
Coding region: 457-1338 (293 amino acids)
Molecular function (GO): [heparan sulfate]-glucosamine 3-sulfotransferase activity
Source: RefSeq, a predicted model, not a curated record
AGUCUCUCUCUCUCUCUCUCUCUCUCUCUCACACUCUCUCUCUCUCACCUUCUGAGUUGAAGCCAGAGACCCACGCUGCUUCUCCACACAAGCCCUCAGCAGGGCAGGCAGCAGAGGACAUAGGGCUCACAGAGAAGAGGGCGAGAGCAGAGAAGCAGAGAGAGAGAAAAGCAAGAAAGGCUUCCUACAGUAAGAAUCCAAACACACCACAGUGAUUCAGAGGCUUUGUGAAUAGGGGAAAAGGUCCUGGAGAAGACCCUCUCCGCCUCAGACAAGGGGAGGCAAGCAUAGACCGGCAGACCCACACACCAGCACGUAGGCACAGAUUUUUACCGGUCCAGUGAAGCCCCCUGGUGAUGAGCAGCAGCUGGUGUUAGGCGCGACGUCUGCCCCUGGCCUGUGCGCUUCUUCCCCCCCUGCCCCCCGUGCUACCCCUGCCCCAGCUGGUGGAGCACCAUGCUGUGGACGCUCCUCCUGGCCGUCCUGCUGCUGCUGCUGCUGCACACCCAGCUGUACGUGUGCCUGAGGGAGCUGCGCUCUGCCGUCCCCCCGGCCGCCAACGCCACGCAGCGGCUCCCCGGCGCCAUCAUCAUCGGCGUGCGCAAGGGCGGGACGCGGGCGCUGCUGGAGAUGCUCAACCUGCACCCGGAUGUGGAGGUGGCCAAGGCUGAGGUGCACUUCUUCAACCUGGACGAGCACUACCGCCGCGGCCUGGGCUGGUACAGGGCCCAGAUGCCCCUCUCCCUGCCGGGGCAGCUGACCGUGGAGAAGACGCCCGGCUACUUCACGGCCCCGCUGGCCCCGGCGCGGGUGCGGGCGAUGAACCGGGACGUCAGACUGCUGCUGAUCGUGCGGGACCCGGCCGAGAGGCUGGUGUCCGACUACACGCAGGUGCUGCACAACCGCCGGCAGCGCCAGAAGCCCUACCAACCCCUGGAGGAGCUGCUGCUGCACAGGGGCCAGAUCAACACCAGCUACAAGGCCCUGCAGCGCAGCCUGUACCACCAGCACUUCAGCCGCUGGCUCGCCCACUUCCCCCGCGACCAGAUCCACGUGGUGGAUGGGGAGGCUCUGAUUGGGGACCCCUUCCCCGAGCUGCGGAGGGUGGAGCGCUUCCUGGAGCUGCCACCCCGCAUCGCCCCCUCCAACUUCUACUUCAAUACCACCAAGGGCUUCUACUGCCUGCUCUCUGCCGGCCAUGACAAGUGCCUGGACGACUCCAAGGGCCGCCCCCACGCCCCCCUGAGCACGACCGCGCUCCACAUGCUCUGCCGCUUCUUUAGGGAGCCCAACCGACGCUUCUUCAACAUGGUGGGGCGCUCCUUCGCCUGGUGCUGAGGCCCUCCAGUUGCAUGCAUUUGGGGGUGGACACAUUCCUUAUCGACCAAUGAGAGGAGGUGUGGGGGUUGUGAGAGAGAACAGCAUGCACUGAGAUUGGAAACAACCUUUAUUAACCAAUCAGACAAGGCUUAGGACAGUGAAAGGGAACAAGCUUGUGACAAGCCGCUGAACAGUGGAUUGGAAACCUACACAUCUAUGGCAGUUACAAAUAACCUGCUGAAAAUAUUCAGCAUGCAGGAGGAGUCAUUUAGUCAUUAGCCAUCAUUCAUAAGUUCAGAUAGUGAAAGAGAAUUGAACUGUCAGUGGCACGUGCAGUUACAUGUGAAACUGAGAACACCAGAGAAAUACAUCUUUUGGACUGUGAUACUAAUAAUUGUAACAUAAACUGUUGUGGUGUUUUUCAGGAAAUCCAUACAAUUGAUAGAUAAAGACUACAUGCAUUGAUAGAAAAUAUAAUGAAUGACACCACUCAUUUUUAGUAUUUUCUUUAUGCGUAUGACCCUUUGCCACCCUCUUGGACCUGGCAAUUAUGCUAUAUUAAAUCCAGCUCUCCAUAACUGACACUCUUGCAAUGCUCACACAAGAGCACUAAACCAAGAAGGAUGCAGUUCUCUGAUACACUUGUAUGCAGCCAAUGGCUUCUUUUCAGACUACAGUUCCCAGAGUGCACCGCAGCAGCAUGAAUGCCAAUUGGAGGACAGGUGCAUCUCCAUUGAUGCCAUCUACAUGACUUGCAGAUGUCUCAAGGGCCGCUGGAGGGUAUAGAAGUGGCAGGACAAGGAGACCCAGCCAAUGAAACCCACUCAGCUCUAACUGUACAAAGCCAAUUGUCUUCUGCCGCUACAGACUCCUGGUCUUUGCUGGAGAAUGACACAUUUCAUACUUGAACUCAAGUCUGAGCUGUAGGAGCACCUAUGAAAAAACUAGGGUUAUCUAUAUGGAUACAAGCUCCUUUCUACACAUAGGUAGCCACAGACUGAAAUCAUGGAACUUCAUGAACAUCAAGUAGUAGCACUACUGCUAUUGUUCAUUGUUCAUAGAUACUGGCUACAUUCCAAACCAAACUUCUUUUGCCCACAUUCCCUCGGAGUGGAGGGGUGUCCACCAUAAAAACCUUUCCAGUCAUUAGGGAAUGUAUGUCAUCUGAUGGCACCUUUCAUAAAAUCGGUAAAACCAUGAAAACAUUCCAGAGGUGUUUUCUUCAUUCCACUCAAAUAAAAGAAACUGGAACAAACCCUCUCUACAGUCUGAGUGCGUGAGUAAUGAUUGAUAUAUUUGAACCAAUUACUGUGUCUUGGUGUGGAGGCCAGAGCAAACUGAUCCUGAUUGGUCAUGAAUGAAGAAAUCUGCUCACAUGGUUCCACCUGAGAUGUUUUCAGAAGGGACCUGUGUCUAGUCCUUCGGCCAGCAUCUGCCUGUCCCAGGCAGGCAGUUCUAGAAGCAGUGUAGAGAUAUGUUAUUUUCCACUUGGGUGGAGUCAAUUGUACC